This is a messenger RNA of Knipowitschia caucasica, 1053 nucleotides long. Lineage: Eukaryota; Metazoa; Chordata; Actinopteri; Gobiiformes; Gobiidae. The record is from the annotation of a GenBank genome assembly.
AUGAGCGUCCUGCACAGUGGGCUUCCACACAGCAAACGGGAGUGCAUCUCUUUGCAUGUGGGCCAGGCCGGGGUGCAGAUUGGGAAUUCCUGCUGGGAGCUGUACUGUCUGGAGCACGGGAUUCAGCCUGACGGUCAGAUGUGCGGCUCCAGCCUCAGCAGCCCCGACGACAACUCCUUCAACACCUUCUUCAGUGAGACUUCAGGGGGCAAGCAGGUUCCCAGGGGAGUGCUGGUGGACCUGGAGCCCACCGUAAUAGACGAGGUGCGAACUGGGAUGUAUCGUCAGCUGUUCCACCCUGAUCAGCUCCUCUCGGGAAAGGAAGACGCGGCCAACAACUACGCCCGUGGACACAACACCGUGGGCGUACAAAUGAUAGAGCCAGUAAUGGACAGGAUCCGCAUACUGACUGAACAAUGCGCUGCUCUCCAGGGCUUCCUCAUCUUCAACAGUUUUGGCGGGGGCACAGGCUCGGGCUUCACCUCGCUGCUGAUGGAGCACCUGGACAUCGAACACAGCAAGAAGACCAAGAUCCAGUUUGCCAUCUACCCGGCGCCACGGCUGUCCACCGCCGUUGUGGAACCCUACAACUCUAUCCUCACCACGCACACCAACAUGGAUCAGAUGGUGAAGUGCGACCCGCGAAGAGGCAAGUACAUGUCCUGCUGCCUGCUGUACCGUGGAGACGUGGUGCCCAAGGAAGUGAACAUGGCGGUGGCCAGUAUCAAGGCCAAGCACAUGCUCAACUUUGUGGAUUGGUGCCCGACAGGCUUUAAAGUGGGCAUCACAUCGCAGCCGCCCACAGUGGUGCCAGACGGAGACCUGGCCAAAGUCCGAAGAGCUGUCUGCCUCCUGAGCAACAACACGGCCAUCACUGAGGCCUGGGGCAGACUGGGGCACAAGUUCGACCUGAUGUUCUCCAAGCGAGCCUUUGUGCACUGGUACAUCGGCGAGGGGCUGGAGGAGUCAGACUUCACCGAGGCCCGAGAGGACGUGGCGAUGCUGGAGAAGGACUACGAGGAGGUGGCGAGAGAUACUGUGGAAGAUGAAUAG